AGCCACCUAGCGGCCACACCUCCUGUAGACUUCGCUUACAAAAAUCAACCUUACUGCAUUUUGAAAGCUGGCGGAGCUAAAAAUAGAGUCGAUUCUCGGAAAAGGGGAGAGAACUGCUAGCGCGCGUUAAUUUUUUUGUACUACAAAUAUACAGAAGCUGCUAUUUCUACCGGUUAUAGUUCAUCUGUAACAGUGCCGACCAGAGAGAACAAAAAAUGACAAAGUCAGAUCUUCAAGCCAACAAAAGAGGCCGGCGUCCUGUUGAGCGCCAGAAGAUGCGUCCAUGGCUCAUUGAAUUACUUAACAAUAAUAAGACGGACGGACUGACCUGGGAGGACCGGGAACAGGGAACAUUUAGAAUCAACUGGAAGCAUGGGGCCCGGAAUGGCUGGAACAUCGAUAAAGAUGCCAAUGUGUUCGAACAGUAUGCCAUCCAUACAGGACGGUAUACUAAAGAUCAAAAUCCUAACCCUAAAAGAUGGAAGGCGAAUUUUCGGUGUGCGCUAAACAGUCUUGGUGACGUCAAAGAAAUAAAAACAGAAGGCACAACUAGAGGAAACAAUGCUUAUCGAUUGUUUGAAUUUCUGGAGGAGAAGAGGAAAACGAUUAAAAGAUCUAGACAGCAAAGCGUGGAUUCUGAUGAAGAUAGCGGUGUGGAAAGCCCCACGUCCCCAAAGAAACCACAAGGGUCCUAUAGUUUACGAUCCAGGCGAAGGAAGAAACAUUUUGUGAAAAAGGAAAUCGAAUCAUCUGAUUCUUCCGAUGCAGCAGUAGACAGUCCAAACGUCCAGCCUGAUGUGAAGGAUGUCAGCUUGCCUGUGCCGAGCAAAGACACUGAUGCCGCCAUUGAGGCCCGUGUGAAGACAGAAUAUGCAGAUGAAGAGCUGGGAAUUAUUUCAGGGACCUUGCCAAACCACUACUGUGGAUUUGUGAUGAUUCGUUAUGGAGAGAAAAUGGCUCCGUCUGAAUCUAAAGAUGAUAUCGGAGUAACCGUUUAUGAUAAGCAGAACGAGAGCAGCGAUGAUUCAGAUUCCGACGAAGAGAGUAAUGACACUGCCUUACCUAGCCUUUUCAAUUCCAACCCCUACACUCCGUCAACAUCCAGACAAAUAUCCGUCCCGGAAUACUCCAACUUGAUCACCACACCUGAAUGUCACAUGUCGGACUUAAAUGUCAUGUCCCAAACCAUUGAUUAUCAAGGCAAUCUGGUGAUAGCAGCCCAGGUAGAAAUUCCUGGGGAAUUGUCAGACCAAAAUCCUUCUCAGACUACGCAACUUCCUGUUCCGGUUAGAGAUUUGAUGUAUCAACAAUCCGGAUACAUAUCACAACCAUAAGAUGUCAAGUGAACUUGGCCGAGCUCUCACCAUCUGAUGUCGGGGACAAACUGGGACUUUGUCUCUCUGGAUAACCUAUUUCUGACUUCACGGAACGCCUAUACAUAUUAUAUAUAUACAUGUAUAUAUAUCAGUGAAAUUAUCUCUUGUCUAUCCACUAUUAAGUCUACUAUGCUCAAAACAAGUGAUUGUGAUUUGACGUGUAAAAAGUGAAAUUGAACUAAUUCUGACUUAUUUGUAAAAAAAAAAAAAAAAUCAAAAAAAAUCUGAUUUAGCCGAACUACAUAAUUUAUCUACAAUGGAUAUUUUCAUAACACUGAAGUGAAGUGGAUAAGUAUCUGGAAAGUGACUAAUUCUGACUUAAACAGCCGAUCUAAAGAAUUGACCUCACGUAUGUCCAUGCAAAUAUGUCAAACUUUAUCUCAUUUUCUUCACAAAAUUAGAUACAAAGAAAAACAUACAUAGUAACAACAAUCUACAAACAAACCAAAUUUGAUGUAUGUGGAGGACAGAUAAAGAAAUUUUUUGAAACGUUAUUUUCAUAAAUCUCUUAAAUUUUGACAUUUUUUGUGUUCAUUAUUUCUGAAAAUUUAAAAACAUUUGGCAAUUCGUAUACAUUUACAUACUUAUCCCGAGUAUAUAUAGUUUUCUUUCUGUAUUCAAAUAAGGACAUGUCAUCUAAUAGUGGAAUUCCGAUCGAUUUUAUGUGUAUUGCAAUAAUGACAAAUUCUAUAUUAUUAAAUAUUUUGUUAUCUCCUAGUUUCCACUAUAAAUUUAUGAUUGCAAGUUGUAAAUUUACACAAUAACAUUCCUACAUUAUUUUCUUAAAGAAUCCAAAGCGGAAUUCUUAUACUAUUAAGUCUCAUUUUCAUUUUAAACUUUAAUAGUCAAGAGAUCAUCCUCGAAACUGGUGGUUACGUUUGCUUUCGCUCUAGAUCUCUGUACCGAGUGAAAGUAAACGUUUGGUGUAUCGAGAAUGUGGAAUGGCAAGGGCCGGACUAAAAUAGGUCUAAAUAUGAUAUUUCCAAAGGCUUCUGAUCCAUGGUUUAUUAACCCUCACUGACACAAUAGUCAAGAUUUAACUUAAGUCAAAAUGCUAGUUUCUCCCUCCAAAACCUGAAUUCGCACAAUAAAAAAUACCCUUGGAUGUAUCGGGUGCUUUUUAACGGUGCUAUAUACAAAUAUCCCCGUAAUUUGCAGGUAAACAAAAUAUGAUGUCUUUGCAAUUCAGGAGAUAAAAUUUAUGCAAUAUGAAUUAUAUUUCAUGGUAUCCUCGUCUUAUAUGAUAAUGGAUAGCUUUCAAACUGAAAAUAAAUCGUAUCUAUACUGAUUUAUCGAAACGGAAAAAUUGGAUCCUAUAUUUUCAGUAAACCCGAUAUUUCAAAUCUAACGCAUCUGUUUAACGAUUCAUAAUAUGGUGGCAAUUCCCUUUUUUAACAAGUCAUUUCAGAGUGUGAUUUUUUGACUAAGAGAUACAUUGGUAUUCAACAUUUUCCGACCAUUUUCUUUGACACUGAAGUUGGUAUGCACACGAUAUGUCAAGUAGCGUUUCCCUGAACGGCAUUUUGAUUUAAUUUUUGAAAAACCAUUAUUUAUUUCUAGUACUUAAAUCUUGCCGAUUUCUUUUACGCUUGGUAGGCUUUAUAGAAUAAUGUAGUAAAUAUGCACCUCAUCAGUCCAUUGGACACGGAUAGCCGAUGGUUGUGAAUUCGAACCACUCCUUCACACACUACCUUUUCUCUUCACGAUUGACUAUGAUUGGGAUCAAUGUCAAAUUACUGUCAGGGGCUUGCUACAUUUUGUUGAAUCUAUUGUUAAAAUUCUAUACAUUGUAUAUAUAUAAAUAAAAAUAAAAAAGAUAAAGAAUUACCAAACUUUGUUUAUUCUCCUACUUUCUGAAAAUAGUCAUUAGAAAUUGUUAUAUAGUAAUUGGUUUCAAAUUCGAUGUUUUAUUUAUGCAUUCUGUGGAUUACGUUUAUUAAAAAAUGUAAAUAAAUUUCA
This is a messenger RNA of Pecten maximus, 3335 nucleotides long. RefSeq names its product interferon regulatory factor 1-like. NCBI's taxonomy places the organism in Eukaryota, Metazoa, Mollusca, Bivalvia, Pectinida, Pectinidae. Gene Ontology annotation, molecular function: DNA-binding transcription factor activity, RNA polymerase II-specific; RNA polymerase II cis-regulatory region sequence-specific DNA binding. Bases 216 to 1334 code for a protein of 372 amino acids. The transcript is spliced from 9 exons. Gene Ontology annotation, cellular component: nucleus. Gene Ontology annotation, biological process: regulation of transcription by RNA polymerase II; immune system process. The record is from RefSeq and is a predicted model, not a curated record.